Daphnia carinata is the source of this 1307-nucleotide messenger RNA. Its product is annotated as serine/arginine-rich splicing factor 7-like. Lineage: Eukaryota; Metazoa; Arthropoda; Branchiopoda; Diplostraca; Daphniidae. Bases 110 to 880 code for a protein of 256 amino acids. Gene Ontology annotation, biological process: mRNA splicing, via spliceosome. Gene Ontology annotation, cellular component: nuclear speck. The transcript has 7 exons. Gene Ontology annotation, molecular function: RNA binding; zinc ion binding. The record is from RefSeq and is a predicted model, not a curated record.
CACCUUCUGCUGCGGACGCCAUUGCCGAGAAGAGAAGUGUAUUCCGUGGAUAUACCGUUGAUAGUACCGACAAAUAAGUCAGAUUUUAAAAACUUUUGACGGCGGCGUUAUGUCUCGUAACCGAGAAAGUACCAAUACAGACAAUAAAGUCUAUGUUGGAGACUUGGGAAAUAAUGCAUCGAAAGGAGAACUAGAAGACGCCUUCUCUUAUUAUGGAAGACUGCGAAGUGUCUGGGUUGCAAGAAAUCCUCCUGGGUUUGCCUUCAUUGAAUUUGAAGAUCCGAGAGAUGCAGAAGAUGCUGUUCGUGGCUUGGAUGGAAGAACCGUAUGCGGCCGUCGUUGCAGAGUAGAACUUUCUACCGGACGUACCCGUUCGCGUGGUUAUAGUGGACCAUCUAGACGUGGAAGACCUUUUCAUCCAGAAGAUCGCUGCUAUGAAUGCGGCAGUCGAGGCCAUUAUGCUCGAGAUUGUCCUUUGUACAGUCGUGGUCGUAGGCGUGGUUCGAGAAGCAAUACUCAUUCACGUAGCCGCUCACGUAGCCGCUCGCGUUCUAGGAAUCGCAGCCGAAGCCGCUCCAACUCCCGUCGUUCUAGGUCGCCAAGCCGUCCCAAGAAUCGCUCGCGUAGUCGCUCCACAUCUCGCCAUUCUCGUCGUUCCCGAUCGGUUUCACGCCACUCUCGCCGUACUCGAUCUCCCACCCGAUCCAAGUCAAAAUCAGUAUCACGUCGAUCGGUGUCAGACAGGAGUCAAUCGCGAGAUCGCUCUAGGGAUAGAUCGCGUUCACGUGAUCGGUCUCACGAUCGAUCACGCUCCGUCUCUCGAUCGCGCAGCAGAUCAUCUCGGCGGAGCGUUAGCCCUCGCGCCAACGGCGACGAUUGACAAAUAUCAGCGAUAUGCUAACUUUGAGCAACAAACCAUUACCUUUUUCUUCCUCUUUUAUUUUUUCUUCUCCCCAUUUUCCGCCUUUUUUUUAUUUUUUUUUCCCCACUUUAUUUUUCUUUAUUUUUUUAAUUAUUAUUUUAUGCCACGUUUUCUGGGUUAUCUUUAGAAAUAAUGGCUGUGGUAGCAAAGCUAUUCGGCCCAACGUUUUGCUUUUCUUCAUUCUAAAAUUCUUGAACCUUGAAUUUCACUUACCCCCGACAUGAAACAAAACCUUUCCCUCGCCCUUUCAUCUCCAUUACACUCCGUCGGUAUCCUCCAUUUCCCCCAACAUCGCUACCCCUCAUCUUAUUAUUAUUCAGUCGACAUUCCACAUUUCCAAGUUGGAAGAGAACUGCAAUACAUGACUCAUUGGAAAGUUUCAAAA